Hyalella azteca is the source of this 3064-nucleotide messenger RNA. It is a transcript of the gene Sec15, whose product is annotated as exocyst complex component 6B. NCBI's taxonomy places the organism in Eukaryota, Metazoa, Arthropoda, Malacostraca, Amphipoda, Hyalellidae. Gene Ontology annotation, cellular component: exocyst; membrane. Gene Ontology annotation, biological process: intracellular protein transport; Golgi to plasma membrane transport; exocytosis. The coding region runs from base 84 to 2048 and encodes 654 amino acids. The record is from RefSeq and is a predicted model, not a curated record. The transcript is spliced from 15 exons.
CAUUCAUCAAGGGUUUGAUUCCAUUUCAGUCUUUCGAUGGCAUUAGUUUGACAGACUUUGUGAACAUAUUAUUUCUCUGCACAAUGGCAGGAAACAGUGGUGAAGAUGAGUGUGCAGUUUCUGAACGACACGAGUUGUUCUUGAGAGAGAUCGAAUCCAUAGACGAAUACUGGGGACCAACUUUCAGAACGAUUUAUGACAGCGAGGAACACAGCAAAUUCCUGGAGAAACUCUCGGCGAGAAUCACGAGCCAUGACCGCGACAUCGAGAAGAUGUGCAACCAUCAUCACCACGGCUUCAUUGACAGCAUACACGACCUGCUUACUGUCAGGGAACAGGCAGCCAAACUUAGGACGGAGGUGACGCGUGUGGACCAGGAGGUGCAGGAGUCGCUGCAGAAGGUGGUGCAGGAGGCGCAGGAGCUGGUCAAGGCCAGGCAGGUGUCCUCCAACAUCUGUGAGGCCAUCGAGACCUUGUCCGCCUGCCUCCCUGUCCUCCGUACGCACGCCAAGCUUCUUACGCAGAUACAGGAAAAGAGGUAUUACGCUGCGCUGAAGACACUAGAGCAGCUGGAGCACACGUACCUCCCACGCGUGGCACGCUUCAAGUUCACGGAGGAGAUGCGGGAGAGCAUCCCUAAGAUGCGCGGGGACAUUAAACACGCGUCCAUGUGCGAGAUAAAGGACUUCCUCGAGGAGGUCAGGAGGAUGUCGCCACGUAUCGGGCAAGUGGCGAUGAAGCACUCCUACAUCACAGACACCAACCUCAUGCUGGACAUCAAACAAGUGCUCAUGCUCUUCGCGUGCACAUUGCAGUCGUACGGCUAUCCUGUGACGUGCAUACACGAGCUUCUGCUGGAGAUAAAGGACCACUACAACGAAGUGCUCAUGAGCACAUGGCUGCAGCUUUUCCGGGAGAUAUUCGAGGACGACAACUACCACCCCAUCAAAGUAUCAGACCUGGGGGAGUACAACAACAUUACUGUGGUCUUCCCCUACCACGACCCCGCGCUGGAGGCCCAACCAUUCCCCAAACAAUUCCCCUUCAGCCUCAUGGUCCCCAAAGUCUACAGGGAAGUCAAGAACUUCGCCUCCGCCUGCCUCGACUUCUCCCAUGACUUACCCAUCAAUGAGAGCACAAAAGAAGACAUGGUGCGACGCUCUACGAAUCUCCUUCUCACGCGCACUCUUUCAGGCUGCCUUGCGUCGCUCAUCAAGAAGCCUGGGCUGGGUUUACUGCAGCUCAUACAGAUCACCAUCAACACCCUGCACCUGGAGGAGGCGAACAGCCUGCUGGAGAGCUACGUAGCCAGGCUUGUUGGCAAGAGCAGCAGUAAGAGCAGCAGCGUCGUGGUGCUAGGCUCCCUGGGGACCAAAGCCCCCCUGGCGCUCGGUAAUCUCCAAGCCAAGGCGAUGUUCAAAGACAUCCGAGGGGAGGCCGAGGAGCAGAUCUACGCGGCGCUGCUACGCAAGCUCGACGAGUUCCUGGAGCUCGCCAACUACGACUGGAUGUUGCUGGAGCCUUACGGCCACAGCAGCUCCUUUGUGGCAGACCUUAUUGCCUUCCUUAACUCUACCUUCUCGUCCUUCACCAACUUGCCUGUUCGUGUUGCUGGUACAGCGUGCAUGUCAGCGUGUCAGCACAUCGCUCGCUCGCUGAUGGCGCUGCCGCUGGCUGACAGCGUCAAGCAGCUGUCACUGCCAGCACUGGACCAACUCAGCCUCGAUGUCCUGCAGUGUGAACAGUUCGCAGCAGGGGAGCCCGUACCAGGCCUGGAAGAGGGCGCCCUCGUGAUGUGCUUCGCAGACCUGCGCCAGCUGCUCGACCUCUUCCUGUCCGAGGACUGGAGUGUUUACUUCAACGAGUACGGCCGCAGUGACGCCAAGUUCCUGAGAGUUAGCCCUGCCACCGCUGCCAUUCUUGUCGAGAAAUUACUGGAGGGCGAGAAGCGUGGAGUUUUCUCACGCUUGAAACGCAGCGAUAAGAAAAAGCUGCUGGAGACUGUACUGAAGCAGCUACGGCAAAUCUCUCAAGCUCAGCAUGCCUAAGUCUACUGCCUCAAUAAAUGCUAAAUAAAAUUAGUUUAUCGUCAGCAAAUUUAGAAAGUUGUUCAUCAAAUGACUUAAUGAUCUUAAUCCAAACUGCCAGUAGUGGCAAUUUAAAGUUUUCUGCCUCACUAAAUCUCAAAUAAAAUUAUGUUAUCGUCAGCAAACUUACUAAUUUGAUCAUCAAAUGAUUUAAUAAUCUUAAUAUAAAUCGCCUGUCAUGGCAAUUUCAUGUUUAAAAAUGACUAUGAAUGUGGUAACCUAGCUUUUAUGUUAAGGCGUUGUAUAUGAAGCGAUAGAUAUUGCCUCUAAAUUUAUGUGAGACUACAUUGGCAUUUUGCUCUGAGCAUCAGUGCAAUAUACGUACCGUAUAAUUGAAACACCAGUCUAAUCAGGCUUCAUUUCAAAAAAUAAAUUUCAUUUAAAAGUAAAUAUUGGCCUAUUAAACCAUAUUGAAAAGGAAGCUGUGCUGAUGAUACCUAAUACAAAUUCUAGCGACGGCAGCAAUUUACUUUUCUCGGCUAAACGAACCCGAGAAAACGAUAUCAAUAACGAUUUCAAUGUAAUGAACUAAAUAUAUUCGAGUUCCAUGCGUUCUGAAGUUCACUAGAGAUGAUUAAUCUGUGUUUGUAGACCAGGGUUGCCACAUGGGCCUUUUCCGGCCACAUUUGGCAAUUUGAGCCUUCAUUCACACGAGUUGGCCGGCAAAAAUCAAGAUGCCUCAAAUUUAUAAUAUUUUUCAAAGUAUAAAAAGUCCGAAAAAUAAGAUGUCACGUUUAAAAUUAACAGUUUACUAAUAUAUAGUGCAUUUGGCCCUUUUCGUGCACGGUAACCCUGAUCUAGACCAAUUUUACGUGAAAUUGUUUUCAUUUAAUAGAACGGCAACAAUAAAGCUGUUGCUUAUGCAGUUAUUAAACAUUUUUGUUUACUGGAUAUGUGACUAUUAUCAUGAAGUAGAAUUGGGUAUGUAAUUAGUAAGUAAAUAUAUUUAAUCGGAUACGAGUAACAUUGAAUAAAUA